Molecule: messenger RNA, 1443 nt
Organism: Colletotrichum costaricense
Lineage: Eukaryota; Fungi; Ascomycota; Sordariomycetes; Glomerellales; Glomerellaceae
Product: averantin oxidoreductase
Exons: 6
Coding region: 1-1443 (480 amino acids)
Molecular function (GO): monooxygenase activity; oxidoreductase activity, acting on paired donors, with incorporation or reduction of molecular oxygen; iron ion binding
Source: RefSeq, a predicted model, not a curated record
AUGGCUAUAAUCACGUACCAAUUAUGUCUCAUCUUCUACAACCUGUUUUUCCACCCUCUCGCCAAGUAUCCGGGUCCCCGACUGGCAGCAGCAACUCCCUUGUGGGUUAUUUGGUCCUACUACAAAGGCAAGACACCGUGGGAUCUUUUGGAUCUUCAUAACAAGUACGGGCCUGUCGUCCGAACUACGCCAGAUGGGUUGUCAUUCAUCAACGCCAGUCAGUGGAAAGAGAUAUAUGGCCAUAAACCCUCUGGAGAACUCGAGUUCUCGAAGGAUCCAAAGUAUCACGCGGGCUGGAAAGGAGAGCCAGUCAUUCUCAAUGCCGAUCGUCAUUAUCAUGGCUACAUUCGCAAGCUUUUUGCUCAUGGUUUCUCCGAAAAGGCUUUGAGAGAACAGGAACCAAUCCUGCAGGAGUAUGUCGACCUCUUGUUUCACAGACUUGACAGCAUCAGCCAGAGCGAACAGCCUAUAGACCUCGUACAAUGGUUCAACUAUUUUACAUUUGACUUCAUCGGCUACUUAACCUUUGGCGAGUCCUUUGAAUGUCUCGAGUCUUCCAAAAUGCACACCUGGGUGAACAUAUUCUUCUCAUUACUGAAGAAUAUGGCGCUGCAUCAAGUCGUUGCCCGUCUGCCGAAGUUAGCUCAAUAUCCUGCUUCUCUGUUAAUGAUUCCAAGUCAAGUAGUGACACAAGUCGCGACUCUUAACACGCUACAAAAGGAAAAAGUCAAUCAUCGUCUUAAAACACAACCUCCAGUGCCGGACUUCAUGGAAAAGAUGAUUGCUGCACAUGAAUCUGGCAAAAUGUCAUACCACCAGCUAGAAGAAAACUCACAAAUCCUGAUCGGUGCAGGAAGUGAGACGACAGCUACUCUCCUUUCUGGUCUCGUUUGGCUUUUGCUCAAGCACCCACGGGUCUACGACAAGCUUGCUACCGAGAUCAGGACGAUGUUCGAAAGGCCUGAGGACAUCACAAUGAUCAGCGUCAACGAAUGUCGGUAUCUGCUUGCCUGCAUCGAAGAGACACUGCGCAUCUACCCCCCUUCACCACAGCCUCAUCCGCGUGUUAUCCCUCCUGGCGGUGCAACAGUGGACAAUGAAUUUCUUCCGGAGGGCACAUUUGUCAGUAUUCCGAUCUAUGCCGCCUCGAACAGUCCUAUGAACUGGACCAAUCCUGAGGAGUUCGCGCCGGAGCGUUGGAUCGGAGAAGACGCAAGAUUCGAGAAUGAUAAACGAGAUGCGUCGCAGCCUUUUCAGUACGGACCACGCAACUGCAUUGGCAGGAAUCUAGCAUACGUUGAGAUGAAGAUCAUAAUGUCUCGACUCCUGUGGCACUUUGAUGUCAUGAACGCAACGGAUUAUAAUUGGAUGGAUCAACGAGUCUUUGCAGUGUGGGAAAAAUCACCUUUGUGGGUGAGACUUUGUCCCGCAAAACGCACUUAG